AUGAUGCGGCGACUCCUCCCCCGCUGCGCUCCUCGCGCGGCGGCCUUCGUUGCGCCACGGCGGGCACCUGUUAGUUUCUUCCAGGCGGCGCGCCAGUACAGCAUCACCCCAGAAGCGGCAUCCGAGAUCAAGACCCAGGAUAUCGACCCAACCCAACUGGUUCUCAACAGGACAUCCAAGCCUAAGCCGCUGCUCAAGUCUGAGGAUCUGAUAUUCGGGCGUAACUUUACCGACCACAUGCUCACCAUCGAAUGGGACAAAACCACAGGCUGGGCCAAACCACACAUCGUGCCCUACCAAAACCUCUCCCUCGACCCCGCAACCUGCGUCUUCCACUACGCCUUCGAAUGCUUCGAAGGCAUGAAAGCCUACAAAGACAGCGCCGGCCAGAUCCGGCUCUUCCGCCCGGACAAAAAUAUGGAGCGCUUCAACAAAUCCGCCGCCCGCAUCGCCCUCCCCAACUUCAACUCCACCGCCCUCAUCGACCUCAUCGCCCAAUUCACCAAACUCGAAAGCCGCUUCAUCCCCGAAGAGCGCGGCUACUCCCUCUACCUCCGCCCUACCCUAAUCGGCACCCAAAAAACCCUCGGCGUCGGCCCGCCCGGCUCUGCCCUCCUCUUCGUCAUCGCGUCCCCCGUAGGCCCUUACUACCCGACCGGCUUCAAAGCCGUGUCCCUCGAAGCAACCGAUUACGCGGUGCGCGCCUGGCCAGGCGGCGUAGGCGACAAGAAGUUGGGAGCCAACUAUGCGCCGUGCAUCGUGCCGCAACGCGAGGCCAUGAGCCGCGGGUUUCAACAAAACCUCUGGCUAUUCGGCGAGGAGGAAUACGUCACCGAAGUCGGCACGAUGAACUUCUUCGUAGCACUCGUCAACAAGCAGACCGGCCAAAAAGAACUCAUCACCGCGCCUUUAGACGGGACCAUCCUGGAGGGUGUCACGCGCGACUCGGUGCUGUCGCUGGCGCGGGAGCGGCUGGAGCCGGAAGGGUGGGAGGUUGUGGAGCGCAAGUACACGAUGCGGGAGCUGGACGAGGCGGCGAGCGAGGGGCGGUUGAUUGAGGCGUUUGGGGCGGGCACGGCGGCUAUUGUGAGCCCUGUGCGGGCUAUCAGCUGGCGGGGGAAGCUGGUUAGCUGCGGGCUGAAGGAACAUGAGGAGACGGGGGAGGUUACGAUGAAGAUGAAGAAUUGGAUUGAGGCGCGGCAGUAUGGGGAUGAUAAGCAUGAGUGGAGUUAUGUGUGCUAG
Dichotomopilus funicola is the source of this 1242-nucleotide messenger RNA. RefSeq lists its product as uncharacterized. Gene Ontology annotation, biological process: L-valine biosynthetic process; L-leucine biosynthetic process. Bases 1 to 1242 code for a protein of 413 amino acids. The transcript is spliced from 2 exons. Lineage: Eukaryota; Fungi; Ascomycota; Sordariomycetes; Sordariales; Chaetomiaceae. Gene Ontology annotation, molecular function: branched-chain-amino-acid:2-oxoglutarate transaminase activity. The record is from RefSeq and is a predicted model, not a curated record. Gene Ontology annotation, cellular component: mitochondrion.